This is a messenger RNA of Lolium rigidum, 2080 nucleotides long. RefSeq lists its product as uncharacterized. Lineage: Eukaryota; Viridiplantae; Streptophyta; Magnoliopsida; Poales; Poaceae. The record is from RefSeq and is a predicted model, not a curated record. The transcript is spliced from 9 exons. The coding region runs from base 1 to 1584 and encodes 527 amino acids.
AUGGGCACGUGCGUGUCGCGCCCAAGCGCGUGCGUGGGGAAGCCCAACACGCCGCGCUCCGCCGACGCCGCGCGGGCGGGGGGCGCGCGCCGGCGCCGCCGACGCGGGAAGGGACGGAGGAAGGCGCCGUCCCGCGCCGCGUCCAUGGAGACCAUCCAGGAGGCCGAGGGCCCCGCCCCGCCGCCAUCCGCCGCAGCCGCGCCCGGGCCCGCCUCCGCCUCGGCCGCCUCGGGCGAUUGCCGGACCUACAGCAACCCGGCCUUCCAAGUGACGGGGAGCAUGGAGGAGGCCUGGUACGACUCGUACGCCAUCAGCGAGUCAGACGGGGAGGACGACUACCACAGCGUCCACGACGAUGCUUUCUCGUUGAACGGCAUGGAGAACGAUGCCAACGGCGGGAGCUUCAACGGGGCCGCGCACCCGUCCGACCUCCACUACAGGAAGCCGAGGUCCAGCGAGCUGCCCAAGGGGAACUCGGAGAGCAGGUCCUCGGUCAGCCACGACGAUAUGGUGAGCGUUUCGGGCGAUGACAGCCCCAACCCCAGUGGCGGAGGAGGGAUACUGGACGACUGCGGUCUCCUGCCCAACAACUGCCUGCCCUGCAUGGCCUCUGCUGUCGGUGUCAACGAGAAGAAGAGGGCUCUUUCGACCAGCCCCACCCAUUCCAUGAAGAUGCCGUCGUUGAAGCUCUCGUUCAAGAAGAAGUCUGGGGAGGCCAACCCGUCGUCCGCGCUGUUGUCUACAAAGGAUUUCCUUGAAAGGCCUCUAGCAGGUUCUCAAGUACAGUUAUGUUUGCUGGAAAAGAAAGUGCUGAAUAGCUGGUCUCAUAUUGAGCCUGGUACAUUUCGAGUCCGAGGAUCUAACUAUCUUAGGGAUAAGAAGAAAGAGUUUGCUCAAAACUGUGCAGCAUACUAUCCAUUUGGGGUUGAUGUAUACUUGUCGCCGCAAAAACUCAACCAUAUAUCUCGAUUUGUCAAACUUCCUGACGUUCAAAUCUCCAGCAAACUCCCACCUCUUUUGGUGGUCAAUGUGCAGGUUCCACUGUAUCCUGCUUCACUCUUUCAGAACGAAACUGAUGGGGAAGGGAUGAGCUUUGUUUUGUAUUUUAGACUUUCUGAAGGUUACUCAAAGGAGCUCCCACCCUUAUUCAUCGAGAAUAUUAGAAGGUUGGUUGAUGAUGAUGUAGAAAAGAUAAAAACAUUUCCAAUGGAAACAACUAUACCAUUUCGAGAACGGCUGAAGAUACUUGGACGGGUGGCUAAUCUGGAGGACCUUCCUUUGAGUGCCGCGGAGAGGAAGCUAAUGCAUGCGUACAACGAGAAGCCUGUGCUUUCUAGACCCCAGCAUCAGUUUUUCCUGGGUGACAAUUACUUUGAGGUUGACAUUGAUAUGCAUAGAUUUGGCUACAUCUCAAGGAAAGGGUUUGAAACAUUUCUUGACAGGCUAAAAAUAUGCAUGCUCGAUGUUGGGCUAACCAUUCAGGGAAAUAAACCGGAAGAAUUACCUGAGCAGGUCUUAUGCUGUGUUAGGUUGAAUGGGAUUGAUUACGCAAAAUAUCAACCCCUGAUGACAAAUGGUGCCUGAACUUGGCCCUUACUAACAUUGUUUGGAAUCUGAGAGGUAGCCAGAUCAGGCCAAGGGCUGACUUGAAAGGUUUCCCCGGAAGAGGAUCACCGAGGUCCCUUGAGGUUUCUGACCUGGAAACCGGAGUGGGAUACUGGCACUGCUGUGGAAGCUCUAGCGGCUGAGCAACAAGUAACAUUAACGGAGGCAGCGGUGCAUGUACAUCUGUAUAUCAUUACAUGAGCUCCAAUCGCCUCUGCUGUUGCUACCCAUGAUUCUAGAAUUAGUAAAUAUGACCAAUUUCCCUGGGAAAUAGUAGGGUUAGACGAUGUCUCAAAACAAAAGUAGAGGUUGACAUGAGGAGGAUCGUGUUGAAUGCGAGCUGCUUCCUUUAUAAAGCAAUAGGUGUAGAGGACGCGGAAGACACUGUAUAACCUCUAGGGCUAUACCUCAUAUGGCGCCCCACACAAGACAAAAAAUAAAUGAAAUAUCUGAGUAGCCUGGAGUAUUAUACACA